Messenger RNA from Fusarium graminearum PH-1, 879 nucleotides. RefSeq lists its product as uncharacterized. The record is from RefSeq and is a predicted model, not a curated record. Bases 1 to 879 code for a protein of 292 amino acids. The transcript has 4 exons. NCBI's taxonomy places the organism in Eukaryota, Fungi, Ascomycota, Sordariomycetes, Hypocreales, Nectriaceae.
AUGGCGUUCUUUAUUGAUGGAAAGGACUGUAUGAUUUCGGAAUGGAUCCUUCUUGCAGUAUCGUACCUCUUCGUUGGCCUCCGAAUCUAUGCCCGUCUGUUCCGUGCUCGCCAGAAACUCGAUGCUUCAGAUUGGCUUCUGGUCGUCUCAGCUUUCAAUGCUCUAGCUCUCAUUAUCUGCGAUACACUCACGUACCAGAUGGGUGUCUUGGAUGAAUACGAAACCUCAGUCAAGCUCUCCAAGGUAUGGUGGCCAAGACACAACAACGACAUGGGCGCAACUAACACAGAUGCUCAGAUCUCUUUCGCGUCGAACUACUUCUACGAUUUCGGGAUGGGGUUUCCUAAACUGAGUAUGUUGGCCUUCUAUUGGGCAUACUUCCUGCCCUCCAAUGGUGUUAGCUCUGCCAUGCGAAAAACUCUAUACGGCAUCACUGCAUUUGUCUGUAUAUCAUACCUUGUCAUUCUUUUUGACGAUACCUUCUUCUGCGGAAAGGAUGUUUCUGUUCAGUGGUCUCAAGAAGAGGGAGCAUGCAGUGUUUUCUAUGCACCUGAGCCCUUCAUUCUUAACUUCACCCUGAACCUGGCUUGCUAUUUUGCUGUAUACGCGCUUCCCCUUAUCCUACUCGUUCAAGGCGUUCUCAAGACCUCCACUGGUGUUAUGGUUACAUUUGUACUUGGAGCUCUGACGAUCUGUACCACAAUGGUUCGGUUCAUUACCCUGAAGGUCGGCACUGGACAGGAAAACCUUGUCUACCCACUCAGCAUGCUCGAGAUGGCGCUUGCCAUUACAGUUGUUGCCCUUCCUGGGUUGAGGCCACUCGUUAGCCGUCCUGUGAAGCAUGAGACUGCUAAUGAAAGUUUUUAUGUUAAGAACUAA